Sodiomyces alkalinus F11 is the source of this 330-nucleotide messenger RNA. RefSeq lists its product as hypothetical. Bases 1 to 330 code for a protein of 109 amino acids. Lineage: Eukaryota; Fungi; Ascomycota; Sordariomycetes; Glomerellales; Plectosphaerellaceae. The record is from RefSeq and is a predicted model, not a curated record. The transcript has 4 exons.
AUGAAAAGUCCGGCAGAGAGUGUCGAUAUGCCUCUGAUGGGUGAACUUCAAAUAUACGAUUCCCGACUUGCCAACUUGCCUUUCCACAUUUGCUUUGUCAACGGACAACGGACAACGGACAAUGGACAAUGGACAAUAGACAAUGAACAAUGGACAAUGGACUCUGCUGUCUACCACCUUCCCCCAGAGCCGACAUCUCAAGACACGCAUAUCAGCUUUGGCCUCGAUAAACUGCCGAUUCAGAUGCCGCAGCCAGGGGGUCGAGUCCAUAACAACGGUUACAGGUACUGGGACUGUAUCUAUGCUAGGACCAAGACUUUCCAGGACUGA